This is a messenger RNA of Dicrocoelium dendriticum, 1356 nucleotides long. The record is from the annotation of a GenBank genome assembly. Lineage: Eukaryota; Metazoa; Platyhelminthes; Trematoda; Plagiorchiida; Dicrocoeliidae.
GCUUCCGUUACUCGAGCCACAACACGGACCUGAUAUACAUAUGUUUUCCAUUGCAUGUGGCACUUACGAUGGCUCUUUGUUCGUAUUGACCUAUGAGCAUGAAAACAACGAUGUCGAAGGUGCAAAGAUUUUAAAACCCGUACUACUUGAUCCUAAUGCCCACAACGGCCCCGUGGGUGGGAUUGCAAUAUCCAAUUCGACGGUCGUUUCCGGUGGCGAGGAUGGUAUUAUUCAGGUUUUCUCGCUGGAAGCCAGUGCCCGCCUUGGAUCUCUGGAGGUUCAUAUGAGCGCUAUCAAACACCUGGCGUUCGCACCGACUCUCCCGGGCAACCGGAUCCCCCAUAUAGUGAGUACGUGUGAAGACGGUGGAAUGGGUAUAUGGCGCCAAGUAUCCAGUGAUUCGUGGGAAUGCAUCCGGUUUUUGCGAAAACACAAAGGCGCUGUUCUGAGUGUGACCAUCCAUCCUUCCAGCCGGUGUGCCUUUACGAUUGGAGAGGACAAAACUUUCAGAAUUUGGAACCUGAUGCGCGGACGAGAAGCCCAUGUGACACAUCUGAAACGAGUCGAUUCCACUGUUCAUACUGCUAUAAUAUCUCCCAGUGGAAAACGACUGUUGCUGCUUCGACCGGAUCGAGCCGAUCUCAUCGACAUGCACGAGUGUGAUAACCACUGUUUGGGGAGAAUAUCUUUACCGUGUCCAUGGACCAGCCCCUGUUUUUUCAACGAAGAUGACAUCGACUCUCAAGACAAAGGUGGCGCGGCAACAGACAUGUUUGUACACCUUGUCUCCGGAUGUGGUUGUAACCUACAGGCUUUUCGAUGUCUUAUCAGCCCCCAGGAGUCUCGGACACAAGGUGAGAUUGAAAGCUUUGGAAGCAUCAGACUCCCUGGCAAGCGAAUAAAGGCAAUUGUCGUGGCCUCCUGGUUGGACUCACACGCACGCUCUCGACUGAUUGUCACCGCUGCAACAGAUGCCAGCGGUAGCUACAUACGAGGUCACGCAGUCAAUAUGGAUGUUCCACUUGAUUAUGGGCAUUCGGUCAUCCCCGUGUUCACUUACGACGUAGCGAACGUUCGAGUUACCGCUGUUUCGGCAGCGUGGACAAAUGCUGAAUGUUGCGAUGAAACAGAAUGACAGUAAUGACAUAUUUCCAGAAGCCCGAAUGUUUUUUUGGUAGUAAAACUGAUAGAUCACCGGGGAUCACUAUGCGGACAGAUUGUGGCGCGCAGUACCACUCUGGAUUGCGUAUUACUUCGAAGCACAAACUUCGGUUAAUUCGACGAUUGGUCUCGUAUGUGAAGCAUAUUGACACUGUGCAUCGCAAUCCUUUCACAUGACAAGUGCUUGAAAGUGAC